Messenger RNA from Helicoverpa armigera (cotton bollworm), 9033 nucleotides. RefSeq names its product peroxidasin. Gene Ontology annotation, biological process: response to oxidative stress. Bases 150 to 4253 code for a protein of 1367 amino acids. NCBI's taxonomy places the organism in Eukaryota, Metazoa, Arthropoda, Insecta, Lepidoptera, Noctuidae. Gene Ontology annotation, molecular function: peroxidase activity; protein binding; heme binding. The transcript is spliced from 7 exons. The record is from RefSeq and is a predicted model, not a curated record.
UGCCGGCCGCAUCCCGCCUCGUGCGAGCGCGCGACGGCACUCGCGCCGCCACUCUGCAGCGUGCACUCGCAUCCCGCCGCGCGCUCUCGCAGCGGCAUUCCGUACGCGCGACUUGCAACACUUUGUCUAACUUCCCAUCGCGCCCCAAAAUGAGGCCCUUAAUUUUUUUUAAUUUCUUCAUACUUUUAAACUUAUUAAAUUUAGUUUCUUCCAAAACCUGCCCCCCCAAAUGCCAAUGUUUCCGAAGUAAAGUUGCGUGCUUGCACCAAGACCUGUUGACCGUCCCGCAGCCGCCGGCCGACACUCACAGUUUAGACUUGCGGUUCAACAAGAUUGCUGAGAUCGAGCCGGGGUUGCUGAGUCAUGUCCACUCGCUUCGUUCGCUGCUCCUCAACGACAACCGGAUUCGGGAGCUGCGUUCUGGAACCUUCGAUGGCCUCCGCAAGCUCAAGUACUUGUACCUGUACAGGAACCGCAUCCAACAUAUCGACCCUGAUGUGUUCCAAGGACUCGUUCAUCUGGAACAAUUGUAUUUACACAUAAACGAAAUUCACCACAUCGAUCCGCAAACAUUUUCAAAUCUUCCUCGUUUGGAGAGACUGUAUUUGCAUAACAACCAUAUAAAGAAGAUUCCGUCUGGUUCAUUUUCGGGGAUGCCAAAACUACGAAAAUUGCGUUUAGAUAGCAACGCUUUGAUAUGUGAUUGCUCCAUGAUGUGGCUCGUGCAGAUGAUGGCUUCACAUAAUGAGAUGUUCAUAGACGCCACUUGCUACCAACCCUCCAGAGUUACUGGAAUGCCCCUUUCUUUGCUGGAAGUACGCGAUUUUGAUUGUAAAAUACCCGAAAUUCAAAAGGACCCCGAAGACAUCACUGUGAAUUUCGGAGAGGCUGCAAUGUUCACUUGCAUUGUGACCGGCGACCCGAACCCUGAAAUAGUCUGGCUGAGAGAUUCUAACGAAAUUCCCAUCGACGGUACGCGGUACGAGGUUAUGGACAACGGCACUCUAAUGUUGCACGACAUUAGCGAGGCUGACACCGGAUAUUUUGAAUGCAUGGCUAAAAAUCUUGUUGGAGAAGCCCACUCGAAACCUGCUAAAAUGACUAUCAACGAACCUAAACAAAAUGGUCCUCCUGUACUGACAUUAGCUCCACGAUCACAUCUUACGACACUGAGCCAGCAGCGCCAUAUCAACUUUGAUUGUAUUGCUAAGGGACACCCGAAACCACACAUUUCUUGGCUUUUUAAUGGCGAAAGGAUUUUGCUGACUGAGCGUAUGUCGUUGCAUCGUAAUGGCUCCAUUUUUAUCGAUAAUAUUCAAGAUACCGAUGCUGGAGUGUACACCUGUGUAGCUGAAAAUAUCCACGGAAAAGUUAACGCAACUGCGACUCUUGAAAUAAUAGUCGCGCCCUCGUUUAUCGUCGAGCCCCAUAACAAAACAGUAAGAGUAGGAGAGGAUGUCCAUUUCACAUGCACUGCUAGAGGAUAUCCGAAACCCACCAUCACCUGGUUUAGAAACACACUGCCAUUACCAGAAUCUGAAAAUAUUAUUUUGGAUAAUGACAAUCACAAUUUGACCAUUCGAUCAAUAACUUCAGACGAUGAUGGUAUAUAUCACUGCAGAGCUGAAAAUUCCGAAGGUUAUGUUGAAGGGUCAGCCUUUUUAACAGUUCAAGAAAUUAAACGCGUUCGUCCACGUAUUGCUAUAAAGCCGGAAGACACGGAUGCUUUCCGAGAAUCUACAGUUCAGUUGCCAUGUGAAGUAGAUAGUGAGCUCCCAGCUACAGUUGAAUGGAGAAAAGAUGGUUCCUAUCUCCAAAAUACAGAUACAAGACAUUCAAUUACUGUAAUCGGAAGUUUGAUUAUCCGCAAUUUGACAAUAAGGGAUUCUGGUAGGUACGAAUGUUCUGUGUUCAAUGAGAAUGGACGAGACACUGCAUCUGCUCUGUUAACAGUGAAAGAUCGCGUUAUACCUGGCGAUGAAUAUGUUAACAUAGCUUUAACUGAGGCAACCAGAGAUGUAGACUUAGCUAUUGAAAGGACUAUGGAUGAGUUAUUCAAUGGCAACAAAACAGCGAAAACAGAUAUCCACCAACUAUAUCGUAUAACAAGUUUCCCCAACGCGCCAGCAAGAGAAGUUGCACGAGCAGCUGAAAUAUACGAGAGGACAUUAGAUAAAGUGAGGGGAUUCAUCCAGACUGGCCAUAAAGUAACAUCGACUGAACCAUUCUUUUACCAAAACGUGUUAUCCAAUCAACAUUUAGAUGUCAUUGCGCGUUUAUCUGGUUGUGUCGCUCAUAGAGAGAAGAAAGACUGUUCAGACAUGUGCUACCACAGCAAGUAUCGCAGUUAUGAUGGAAGUUGUAAUAAUUUUGCGCAUCCUACAUGGGGAUCUUCGCUAAGUGGAUUCAGACGUAUCCUUUUCCCAAUUUAUGAAAACGGUUUCAGUCAACCGGUGGGUUGGAAUAGGGAUCUUAAGUAUAAUGGAUUUACUCUACCAAGUGCACGUCUUGUAUCUACUUCGAUUAUAACCACUGAUGAUAUAUCUGAAGAUCUGAAAAUAACGCAUAUGGUUAUGCAAUGGGGUCAGUGGCUCGACCAUGACUUAGACCACGCUUUACCAUCAGUCAGUUCCCAGACCUGGGAUGGCGUUGAUUGUAAAAAAACAUGUGAAUACGCUGCGCCAUGUUUCCCGAUUGAUGUGCCCUCAAAUGAUCCGAGGAUUUCCAACCGCCGUUGUAUUGAUUUCAUUAGAACCAGUGCAGUAUGUGGGUCUGGAAUGACUUCUGUUCUUUUUGGAACAUUGCAGCCGAGAGAACAAAUAAAUCAGUUAACCUCAUUCAUUGACGCGUCGCAAGUGUAUGGUUUCGAAAAAGAGGUAGCUGAAGAUCUGCGAGAUUUGACUAAUGAAAACGGGCUGUUACGAGUAGGCAUCACGUUCCCGGGUCGUAAACCAUUACUGCCAACAGUAGGUAUAAAUGGAAUGGACUGCAGGCGUAACUUGGACGAAAGUACUCGAAGUUGCUUUGUAGCAGGGGACAUCAGAGCUAAUGAACAAAUCGGUUUAGCAGCAAUGCAUACAAUUUGGAUGAGGGAACAUAAUAGAAUUGCACUUCAAUUGAAAGCUCUGAAUCCAUUUUGGGAUGGCGACCGAGUUUAUCAAGAAGCGAGAAAGAUCGUUGGUGCUCAGAUACAAAUCAUAACCUACGAGCACUGGCUCCCUCUUGUUUUAGGAGAGAGCGUACACCAAUUACUAGGAAAAUAUAAGGAAUAUGAUCCAAGCCUUAACCCAUCAAUUUCUAAUGUUUUCGCCACUGCUGCUUUAAGAUUUGGACACUCCAUGAUCAAUCCUCUACUGCAUCGUUACGAUGAAAACUUUGAAACUAUCCCGCAAGGCCAUCUAUUGCUCCGAAAUGCAUUCUUCUCUCCAUGGAGACUAGUCGAUGAAGGUGGAGUUGAUCCUUUACUUCGUGGAAUGUUUACGACGCCAGCGAAACUGAAGACACCUACGCAAAAUCUGAACUCGGAACUCACUGAAAAGCUUUUCUAUACCGCUCAUGCUGUUGCUCUUGAUUUGGCUGCUAUCAACAUCCAAAGAAGCCGUGACCAUGGUAUCCCACCAUAUACGAAAUGGCGCCAGUUUUGUAAUAUGACUGAGGUGAAUGACUUUGAUGCCCUGGCUGGUGAAAUAACUGAUGAAAGUGUGCGUGAUAAGCUGAAAGAGCUCUAUGGUUCAGUGCACAACAUCGACGUAUGGGUAGGUGGUAUUCUGGAGGAUCAAGUAGAUGGUGGAAAAGUCGGGCCGCUGUUCAGAUGCUUGCUCGUGGAACAGUUCAAACGUUUACGAGACGGAGAUCGAUUUUGGUAUGAAAGCCCAUCCGUAUUCAAACCUGAUCAACUGCGACAGCUGAAAGAGACGAGCUUGGCACGAAUCCUCUGUGACAACGGCGAUAACAUUGAUACAAUCGGAGAAAACGUGUUCCUGCUUCCUGAAGUUCAAGAUGGUCUGAUUUCUUGUGAAGAUUUGCCUUCCAUGGAUUUGCGUUUCUGGGCUGAUUGUGAGAGCUGUGGCGACAGUGAAGGUGGUCUGGAGCGAGCGAAGCGCCGAGCACGCAGGGAUGUGGACACCUCCGAAAACAAAGUUGACGACGAACGCCUGAGCAAUUUGGAAGAAUCCCAUCACGACAUUGAGAACACUAUCGCAUCACUGAAAAAACGAAUUGAAUAUUUGGAGGAAACAUGCAAACUGGAAUAAACUGACAAACUGGCAACGAUAACACGGUCUUUUGGAAACGUUUUAAAGAUUUUUGAAAUCUAUGUAUUCUUUAUAUUAUCUACCUGUUAUUUAUGUAUAAUAUAUUAUCUACUAUCUAUAAUGUUUCUAUCCUUUUACAUUGUAAGCUUUAAUCCUGUCUAUGUGGUCCAACUAAUUAAGAUUACUUUAACAUUCUCUAUUAAAUUAAUUUCCUAUUUCUAUUAAAUUUGGUAUCCAUCGUUGAAUUUAUACCCUAAUCAAAUUAAUAUAUUUCUCUAUCUCUUGGAUUCAGUGAGUAACGAUUUUACCAUUCUGAUAAUGAUAUUUUGAACAUUAAUAUUAAAUGUGUAGAAGGUAGUGAGUAGGCGUCAUAAUGUUAAAAAAAGUUAAUCAUUAGGUUUAGGAGUCAACAUGUUACUAUUAUAACUAAAGAAUACUAAAGGCCGGUUGCUUUGCUGUAACUUUUAGGCACUGCUUACUUGCUAAACAGUUUCAGUAGCGAUUUUUAGGGUUCCGUACCUCAAAAGAAAAAAACGGAACCCUUAUUAGUUUUUUUCCACGCAGUUAAAUACCUAAUACCUUCAAAAACAACAAACUUAUUUAAGAAAUUAUUAAGAAAAAGUACAUCUAACUCUUGAAAAAAAAAAAAAAUAAUUUUUAUAUAAUUUUUAUGGUUUGACUACGUGAAAAACGACAGGUUUAGUUAACCGGAGUUAAAGUAUUGAUUUUUUUUUUGUAAAAAAAAUACUUAAUAUACUUAUCAAACAACUACCAUCUACUGAAUAAUUACGAAUUGCCAGAAUGUACAUUUUUGAAAAUCACAAAAAUAAAAAGAUACAAUUUUGUGGGGGAUGACGGAGUGUCGCGUUUCUUCGUAGUAGCUAGCUACCAGCUAUUUAGUAUUCUUAGUUAAAACCAUUUAUGUAUUAGACGUAUUAGGAAUAAGAAAACCGCUUCAUUUUGUUUAUUUGUAAAUGUUAUUUUAUAUAAUUUAUUGUCUAUCGACUUAAUUUUAUGGAAUGCUGUGAAAUAUAUGUGUAACCGAUCAGAGUUCGAGUGAAAUGGCUUUUGAACACCUAAGGGCCUGUUUAGAAGGCUUCAGCUUUCAUGUUAUAUGUGUGUAAUAUUAGGUUAUUUUCGCAUUCUAACGGUCACGUGCAAAUUGAUUAAAUACGGUAAAAACACAUAUGUGAAUAACUAUGUUUCGGAUGUACUACCUAUGUAGAUACGCAAGCCCGUGAGUUAAAGGUGUUUUCGUCUGUUCAAUUAGAUACAUAUGUAUAUUACUUAGCUGAGUAUGUUGUUUAUGUUUUAAAUAAAUUUCUUUUAUUUUUGCAAAUAUUUUUUUUAAGGUGACCAUUAAUUUAUUAGGUUUUUUUACUGAAAUAAUUUGCAUUUUACAUAAUAUUCAUAUAAUAAUUAAAAACAAUAGAUUUUAACUGAUAGACAUGAUAUUUAUUGGACUUUCUAGUACGUAAAUUAUAAUUCAAGAUAUUUGAAUAAUUUAUGAAGGAAGAUCUAACUUUCAAUGAGUAUUUUGGUCGGAAACCUAAUCGAAGUAACGUAUCAUCAUCAUCAGGCAAGUGAAUGCAAUGUAACGAUUUAGAACUUUAUGAUAAGUAGGUACCGAGUUUGUACCGACAAAUAGUAGGUAAGGUUGGCUAGGCAAUAAAAUGCUCAUAUUGGAAAUAUGAAAGUUGCUCUGAGCUGCACCGGGAACAUAUGACUUUGCACCUCUUUGCUUUGCAGCAUAUCAAUCGUACCUCAGCAAGUGUGUCAUAUUGAAGUUCAGAAGCGGUACUUACAGGACUGCAUUUCUGAACGCAAAUAAAAUGGGACUUUACGUUUAAAAUGUUUCAUCAAAUCAUCAUCAUUUGAUUGAUUGAUGUCAAUAUAGUUAGGUACCGAAAAUUAUAUUGAAGACCGAUAUAAAUUAUAUGUUAUAAAUAUUAAAUUAUAUAAAUUUUUAUGAUAUGGUACCUGUAAAUCAUAAAUAUUAUUUGAUACAGGUAAAUACUCUGAUAUUAAACAAGCUUAAAUAAAUACAGCAUUUGGUAGGCAGGUAGAGGUAGGUACCACGUACAUAUAAUUUUGACAUGUUCUUUAUUAAUGACAAAGCGAUCGUAAAAGGUAUCGUGAAUUUGAUUGAUAACUACAAAAGUGACUAACCGAUUGUAUCACUUUUUGAUAAUCCCCAUAACACGACCGAUGGGUGCAGCCACAAUGAUAACUAUCAUCAAAUAUAUAGUGCAGUUUUGGAUAUUGCUGCCUACAAAACAAAAUUAUUAGAUAUCAAUUUGGAAAAUACAAACAGUUUUAUAAGAGCAAGAGGAUAUCUUCCUUCAUAAGUUAUUCAUUCUGUAGAACAUAACCCGAUUAAAGGUUUAUUUUUAAUAACUAGGUAACCAGUUGUAAACUAGUCGAAUAUCCAUAACACUAGUUUACAGUACAUUUGUUGCCGGGAUUUUUUAAGCUGUUGUUGACUACUCAUAUUUAACCAUAUUUAAAACUAUUAGUAGUUUUUUUUUAUCAGCUCUUGUUUUUGAGAUUCAGCUAAGAGCGGUUUAAAGAGAAAAAACCUUAAAGAAUAUUUGUUAAAAAAUUAUAUUAAUUGUUAAGUUCCAAAAAACUUGGCUUUAAAGCUCUUCUCUUAUGUGUAGACUUUGGGAAAUGGCGUAUCAGAGACCAGCAAUAGUCAGACAUCAUAUUUACAUCCCAGAAACCCUGAUAACGUUCUUCCAUGACACGUUAAUCUUGAUGCAUACGUUCUCCCUGCUCUUCGCUCAUAUCUCCUAAAUUUUUCGGAAAUCUGUCCAGAUGACUGAAGAGGAAGUGAGUUUAUGCUCAAAUUGCAUCCCAUAUCUCUUAAUUGUAAGAGCAGGUCUUCGACAAGUUCAACAUAAUUUUCAUUAUAAUUUUUCAAAAUUCAAUAUAAUUUUUAUUCUCUGAAAGUUCAGGUGAAUGCUGCACUGGACGCUGAACACAUGUACUACUUCGGUUUUGCCAUUUAGCUCGAUUUUUGGUGUUUAAGCUGUUUAUGUUCACGCUACAAAAGUAAGAGUCGUCGAGAUGAUUUGUCGAUUCUUUCCAAAUAGUUGGUGUUUUAAGUUUAAAAGUACUUCUUUUACCACUUUUCCAUAAUCUUAAGUAUUCAACGCACGAUUUACAAACACAAUCAGGAGCCCAAGAUUUGUCAUUUUUAUCUAACAACAUUCCAAAAUAUAAAAAAAUAAGUAUUUUUAAGCGUUUCUGAUGACAUUUCUACACUUCUCAGACACAUGUUCUCCACAUAAGUAACAAACAUGGUUUGGAUUGUUCAAACAAUGCCUCCUUGAACUACUCGUGUUGUAAAAACUUCACAUAUUUGUAUAAUUACAAUAAAAUACGUACUUUAGCGACUGAAAAAGGUUCAGAAAAGAGAAAGUCAAUAACAAGUAAAGUCGAGCUACAAAAAAAUUUUUGCGGGUGUAAUUAAUAAAAACUAAACAUAAGUGAAUGUUACCAGCCAUUAAAUCCACGGCAACAGGCAAAAAGUUUGAUUUUGUAAACUAGUGUAAUAUAAUACUUAUAAUAUAUUGUUUCGGGUCUUUGCCCAAACAUUUUAGAGGUGUGAAUGGAAGUCAUUACAUUUGGCUUUAGGAAAACUUACCCAGCGGAGCUAAGCAGCCUGUAGGUACUGUAAAAUGGGCAGGUCUUAUCCAUUUUAAUGAGCACUAAAUGCCUCAUUUGUAACAUGAGCAUCAAUCAAAUACAAAUACUACGUGUUUACCAAUUCGAUAGAAAUUGUAACACAGCCAUGCGAACCCAGCACUGAACAAAUAGUUUGAUCAUUUCAUGGAAAUGGUCAGUGCCGUAGUUACAUUACGACUAGUCAAAUGUCAAUAGCUAAGUUUCUACAUCAGAUAAUUUCACAUUAACUACCAGUAUUGGAAUACAGUGAUUCCAAGUAACUUGUUAGUUGUCAGUCUUGAGGGAAACGGAAACCGUUCAAUAAAACCUUGUUACUAAAAAUAAGUCUUUCAGACAUUAUUAAUGUAAUGUGUAGCAGUAGAUGUAGAAUGCAUUUAAAAUUUUAAAAUUACAUACUUAGAAAUUAAGUAGUUUCCUACAUUGUAAGAACCGAGGAGACGAAUAGGAUGGAAAAGGUGCCUAGGUAUAGAAUUUAGAAUUUCACCAUGAAUUGUCAAUUUGAAGACAAGCGAAAUAGCCGGACAGGGGGCAAGGCCUUUGAGGUAUCUCACAACAUUGACAGCAGUAGAUAUUUGACACACGUUCCAAGAAUAUGUCAGGCAGACUACAUGUAAAGCACUGAAAUAUAGUUGUAUCCAGACUGGUAACCGACACCACAAUGACUGUAAAAGGCAAGAAGACGAAAACACCAAGAAUAAGGAAUCUACACACCACGAAGAGGGAUGUGCCUUUUAGGCUAACUACGUUAUCUCUAGAUAUCUCGGAAUCCUGCCUGUACGUAGAUUUAUCGAUAAGUAGGUAGGUAAUGAAAGUGUUGUUGAAUGGGAGAAAUUGGCACCUUUAUAGUACUGUGAUUAAAACCAAAAUCUUAGGCCAUUUGACGUAAGGACUCAUACCCAGCAAAAAAUCAUGACUUUUGCUAGAUGAGCUUACCGACUUACUUUCUUGUGUUAGUCAAUGUCACUCUCCAGGCUACGCCAGACCAUAGCAGGCCUAGUAUAUGAUGUCUAAAAUAAAGCGAUUUUUCCUAAAUCACGCACGAUACAAACACGGACUAAACAAAUGACGGUCCCAUCUGUUUAGAUUUUUG